AUGACCGAUACUGUCAUCCCUCAGGUUAUCAUCCUCGACGAGCAAGAUGUCGAAGCUAAAGAAUGGUACCUUCGUGGCUGCUUUGCUUUCAAUAAGAGGACGGGCGGCGCCCAGAAGACCCGCCUCGGGAACCUUCGCGCUGUCCUAACCAACGCCGACCGUAUGUGGGACAACGGAUCUACUAUCACGUACUGCUUCGUCAAGCCCUACGUCAACAUCAAGUUCAAGUUCGUCACCAGCAGGAACGCCACCAUCCGCAUCGCAUUCGACGAAGACGAGGGAUCGUGGUCUUACAUCGCUCGCGAUCUCGAGAGCAUCCCGUGCAACCAGCCUACGAUGAAUUAUGGCUGGGUGUCCACAAAUCCCCAAAUUAACGAAGAGGACCGAGGCGUUAUCUUGGACGACUUCGGCCACUCGCUUGGACCUCCACGAGCACCAGUCCAGUCGCCGUGGAGAGAAGAUCAUUCUCGACGAAGAGGGUGCGAUUGGUGGACCCCAGCCGAUGUUCGCCAGCAAAUUCUUGACGUCUACGACGACACUGAAGCCAGCAGCUUCUCUUCUAUUAACUUGACCUCCAUUAUGAUUUACUUCAUGCCAAAGGAAAUGAACGUCGAACGCAUCGAGGUCCCGCCCAUCAACAAGCUCUCCGAGUCCGACAAGGCUUAUGGGAUCAUCAACUACCCAUUCAUCAAGACGCCUUCGUCCAACCCGCUGUGGAACAUAGAACACGCGCGCGAUGUCGCCGGAGUCCAAGGCGAAGCCCGCGAGCGCAUCUUGUCCGAGGGAGACUCGAAGGGAAGGGCCGCGUUGGAGGCUGCAGGGAAGUCUCAAGUUGUCACAGGAUCGACCGCUGAGUCUACAGAGUCGACGAAGAAUUGA
Cyclocybe aegerita is the source of this 879-nucleotide messenger RNA. Lineage: Eukaryota; Fungi; Basidiomycota; Agaricomycetes; Agaricales; Hemipholiotaceae. The record is from the annotation of a GenBank genome assembly.